AUGAUUCAUAUUACGCGCCAUGUCAAAGCAAUAGCAACAACAGUAGCAGCAGCAGCAGCAGCAGCAGUAGCAGUAAGAGCGGUAAGAGCAGACGACGCGAGAGUAGUUUGCAAGAUGGCGGACGACGACAACAGCUCGACGUCCGACGAUAGUCUUGAUUUUAAUAGCGACAAAUUCGAUCCGAUUAAAGCUUUGUAUUCGAGUAAAAUACGUUUACCUUCUGCGUACGCGCCUAUUUACGACAAUGUGUGCAUGUUCGAAAGUCGUAUGAAGAAUCCUACGCGUGCUAAAAAAAAAUCUCAAACAGGAAGCGAUGUUGUCAAGGCAAAGGAAUACUCGAAGCAACGGUUUAUCUCAAAUCAAGGCCAAGAAGAUCCAGAAAGAUCAAAGACGAUAGGACGUGGUAAGAAAUUCAAAGAGGGAUCUAAUGUUCUAACGAAAAUGCCGAAGAUCCUUGGACCGUUAGGAAUGCUCUAUGAAUGCAUGGAAAGUAGGAUACGUAUCAAGGUUUACACUAGAAACGCACGUGGCGUGCGAGGACACGUGGAAGCGUACGUGGCUGCCUUUGAUAAACACUGGAAUCUUGCACUGGAAGAUUGCUUCGAGGUUUGGACACGUAAACGCAAAAGGAAAGCACCUGCUGCACUCGAUACUAAGGAGAAGGAAAAGACGACGAGGAUGAUGACUAUGACGAUGAUGAUGAGGGAAAAAGAACAAGAAGAAGAAGAAGAAGAAGAAAAAGAAGACGAGCUAAAAGAGGAAGAAAAGAAAAAGAAGGAGGAGAGGGAGAAGAGGAGGACUACUACCUUCGUUCCUAAGGUAGUCUUGAAGAAGAUCGAAGGAAAGACAGAGACCUUGGAGAGGCACGUGCCACAAAUGUUAUUGAGGGGAGAACAGGUCGCCAUAAUUGUCAAAAUCAAUUGAGUUAGUACACGUAGGUACUACCUACGCUACGUACUACGCAUUUUCUUUCAUCUUUGUUAUAUAUCUGUCUACGUUAUUUUAUAACUUUUUAUACCGAUAUUUAUGACGAAUGAAAUCGAAGAUUAAAAAAAAAAAAAAAAAAGAAAGAAAAA
Messenger RNA from Vespula vulgaris, 1076 nucleotides. It is a transcript of the gene Lsm11, whose product is annotated as U7 snRNA-associated Sm-like protein LSm11. The record is from RefSeq and is a predicted model, not a curated record. Gene Ontology annotation, molecular function: U7 snRNA binding. Bases 1 to 924 code for a protein of 307 amino acids. Gene Ontology annotation, cellular component: U7 snRNP. The transcript has 5 exons. Gene Ontology annotation, biological process: mRNA 3'-end processing by stem-loop binding and cleavage. NCBI's taxonomy places the organism in Eukaryota, Metazoa, Arthropoda, Insecta, Hymenoptera, Vespidae.